GUGCUGAGCCGCGGUGGGGAGGCCUCGGGAGCAGGCCUAGCCGAAUGCCUGGGCUCGGGGCACUGGGCGCAGCGGUGACCGCGCUGGUGGCCGCGCUGCUCCUGUGGCCGAGUGAGGACGCGGGACCGGGUACAGUCCCCGGGAAUCCCUCCGGCAUGGCCGAAGCAGAGGAGCUGACGAAGCUUCGGGAAGACUUCAGAAUGCAGAAUAAAUCUGUCUUUAUUCUGGGAGCCAGCGGGGAAACCGGCAAAGUGCUCUUAAAAGAAAUCCUGGACCAGAAAUUGUUUUCUCGAGUCACCCUCAUUGGCCGGAGGAAGCUCACCUUCGAUGAGGAAGCGUAUAAAAAUGUGAAUCAAGAAGUGGUGGACUUUGAGAAGCUGGAUGACCAUGCUUCUGCCUUUCAAGGUCACGAUGUUGGAUUCUGCUGCCUGGGUACCACCAGAAAAAAAGCCGGAGCGGAAGGAUUUGUUCGCGUCGACCGGGAUUAUGUGCUGAAGUCUGCAGAGCUGGCAAAAGCCGGAGGGUGCAAACAUUUCAACUUGCUCUCCUCUAAAGGAGCUGAUAAGUCAAGCAGUUUUUUAUAUCUGCAAGUUAAGGGAGAAGUGGAAGCCGGGGUUGAAGAAUUAAAAUUUGAUCGUUACUCAAUAUUUAGGCCUGGAGUCCUAUUAUGUGACAGGCAAGAGUCUCGCCCAGCUGAGUGGAUGGUUAGGAAGUUCUUCGGUUCUUUACCUGACUCCUGGGCCCGUGGGCAAUCUGUGCCUGUGGUGACGGUGGCUAGAGCGAUGCUAAACAACAUGGUGAGGCCAAGUGACAAGAAGGUGGAACUUCUGGAAAACAAGGGCAUCCAUGACCUGGGCAAGGCCAGUGGCUCACUCUAGCCCAGAGCACCAUGGAGAAGCAUGCUUUACUGUUCUUCCCUAUACCCUGUGCUAAAUCGGUCAUUUCAGGGUUUAAAAAAAGUCAGCAUGCCUUAACUUGAUCAUUUAUUCUGAUACUCUGAUCCAGGCAAAAUAUGAUUGUGCGUUGCCUCCAUGGUUGAGAGUCUGGCUGUACAGACAGUUCACCAGUGAGCUAUAGAAAAUAGAGAUUCCUAGGCCCUAGAUCAGAAGGUCUGGGAUGGAAACACCAGAAUACAUCCUUUUCUUUUAUUAAAACUGCUGCUGGUGGUUCUGCUGCUGCUGGUGGAGAAACCAGUUGUCUGUGGAGUCCCAGCAUC
Molecule: messenger RNA, 1216 nt
Organism: Ochotona princeps (American pika)
Lineage: Eukaryota; Metazoa; Chordata; Mammalia; Lagomorpha; Ochotonidae
Gene: HTATIP2
Product: HIV-1 Tat interactive protein 2
Exons: 6
Coding region: 45-878 (277 amino acids)
Biological process (GO): import into nucleus
Cellular component (GO): cytoplasm
Source: RefSeq, a predicted model, not a curated record